This is a messenger RNA of Xiphias gladius (swordfish), 6184 nucleotides long. RefSeq names its product zinc finger MYM-type protein 4-like. The coding region runs from base 502 to 5160 and encodes 1552 amino acids. The record is from RefSeq and is a predicted model, not a curated record. Gene Ontology annotation, molecular function: zinc ion binding. The transcript is spliced from 28 exons. Lineage: Eukaryota; Metazoa; Chordata; Actinopteri; Istiophoriformes; Xiphiidae.
GAUGCUUUGUCCUCUAAAACACUUUAUUUGUGUAUACCAGCGUUGUUAAAUUUGCCAACAAAAACUGAUGAAAUUUACACUCAGUGGCCACUUUAUUAGGUGCAGUGCAUUCAGAAAGUAUUCAGACCCCUCACUUUGUCACAUUUUGUUACGUUGCAUGUUUUGUUAUGUUAGGAUAGAAGAAAAUGGAUAUGUCCACGACGUAUCUAACAGAAAGCUAAUGUUUUAAACAUCACUUUUUAAUUACGCCGUGAUCAUGUUUUGUCAAAUGCAGCUCUGUGAUUGAAGAGAAAUGAGGCAGCAAGAAUAUAAUUUACAAGACUAAAAACCUUGUUGAAACUUGUGAAACUGUCGUGUUGUUCAUAUGACUGCUUUGUAAAUACAUGUUAAAAGUUUUUUAUCUUAUUUUUUUUCUGUCUGCGGUGAAUAGGUAAUGGGAAGUCAGAACUUGGGCAGUUUUUGUCUGUGAAGCAAGUAACAGAGGGGACAGAUGGAGAGUCCAUGGAAGCUAUUUCAGAGACAGAAGCAACAGUGGACGUUGGAGACCCAGAGCUUGUUCGUCGAUCUUCUUCCAGACUGUCUGAACACGGAGAGGAGGACAACUUUGUUGCUGCUGAAAAAGAAACAGAACUUGAAGAAACUGAGGCAGCUGUGGUCCCUUCUGCUGCAUCUGUGUCUCCUCAAAAUCCAUCACCGUCACGGUCGUCCCUUUCCACAGAUGAGACAUUCAGCACGACGUUGGUUCAGGUUGGGGACCCAGGUGGCACCUCAGAGUCUGGAAAGGAGGGUACUGAGGAGAAAACUGAGGAGGAGUUUGACUCACAUGAAGAAAAUGUUGCAGUAAAGGACAACAGUUUAGAGGAAAGUCCUGCAGGACCAGCAGGACCAGAUGUGAGUGAGGAUGCAGAUAGGGACACGACUUCUGAUUGCAAAAAGAAGACAACACACACUGAGGGAAACGUUGAUCCAGGCAUUAAAUCUAAGGAGGACAUCGUCACACGGCAGGAAAAGGAGUCUCAUGGUUGUAAACUGACGGUUUCUACAGCUGACGACCUCGACGAGAUGAUGGACAUUGGUACCGUGGAUCAGAUGGAACAAGAAGCUCAGAUGAAAGAGGAGGAGGAACAGAAUAGUGUGAUGGAUGUGGAAAGCAGCCGUUCACCUGCCACUUCAAUCACAGUCUCAGUGGCAGAGGACAGUAACUCAGUUGAGGAGGAAACCGAUGUGAAACCUGCUGUAAUGCCACCCCAUGCAGAGAAGGACCAAGUGGAGGAGAUGAAAGUGCCUUUAGAUCUGAUGCAGUCCAGCUCAUCGCCAUCGUCUGAAGCCACGGCCAGCACAGGAAGAGACAGCUCAUCGCCAGCGACCAUGAUGAAUGGGAUGAAAGUAGUUAAGCUAUCAAUACCAAGAUUAGACACUGAGAGAUUACGGGAAGCAGCUCAGUCAAUCAAGUUGUCUCCUUCACCACCUUUGGUCAAGGUGAAGGAUGAGCCCUUAGAUGAGGAGUACGAGCAGGCUCUAAUAUCUUCUACAUCUACAGCAAGCGUGAAGGAUGAGCCUAAUACUGCCAAGGAGGACUUGAGGAUUGGAUCGGUCUUCUCUGUGACUCCAGCUACCGAAACACAGACGCUGCCCACCGUCAACCCGUCGUCUUUGCACAUGUCCUGUUCCAACUGCAAGAAAAGCCUGAUGAAGGGGCAGACGGCCUUCCAGAGGAAGGGCUCCCCAGAACUCUUCUGCUCCACCACCUGCCUCACCACAUCUCUCCCCACUGUCAAAGGAGUCACUAAGAUCUGCCACAACUGCCAAAAGUUGAUAUUUCGGCCUCAGGACGUCAUCCUGGCUCCAGAUGCUAAAGGAGCCAUGAAGGAAUUCUGCAGCCAGAACUGCCUGACCUCCUUCAACUACAAGAAAAACGCCUCCAACUACAGGAAAACAGCCGCGACCAAAAAACAACUACAACCGAUAGCACCGCAGUCACUCUGCAGCAUGUGCACCAGAUACUGCAUUAGCAAACAUGAGGUGAUCCUGAGCGGUGCUGUCCACAAGAUCUGCAGUGACUCCUGCUUUAACCGCUUCCGUACUGUAAACAACCUGUCCAUGGCCGGCUGUGCGAACUGCAGCUCCUACUGCCACAACAAACCGCUCACGUUGAAGGUGGACGACAGCAACAAAACUCUGUGCAACGCAGAGUGUCUGGCCAAGUACAAAGAGAAAACCAAGAUAACCCAUCCUUGUACUAUGUGUCGAACUACCCGUUUACUGGCAGAGAUGGUUGACAACAAGAACAGUGACGACUCGGUGAACCUCUUCUGUAGCAGCAGCUGUGUGAUGGCAUUCAAGGUUCAAACUGUCAGUGCCUCAGGUGCUCGGUUGAAUUGCGAUAGUUGUGGGAAAAACACUGUACCGGCCUACCACCUAGCCAUGUCAGAUACCUCCAUCAGGAACUUCUGCAUGCUACCAUGUGUCAUGGCUUUUCAGGAAAAGUUCAAGAAGUCCCAGAAACAGGUGAAUGUCUUCACCAAGCUGCCAAUCGGAUCCACACAAAUCCAGGCCGUCACUCCUACCCAACCUCAGCAAGAUGUCUCCAAAGGGCCGCCAAAACUGAACUGCUCCCAGUGUACCCGCACCAUAACUUUCAAACCUGAGCUCAUCCAGAUCAAGGACAAGAUGGUUUUCGUGUGCAGCGUGGACUGUUCUCACGAGUUCAAGAAGGCCAACUACGUGACGAGCCUGUGUGAAUACUGUAAGAUCGAAAAGAUCACCAGAGACGCCAAGAGAAUUGACAACAAAGACUGCUACUUCUGCAGCGAUGGCUGUAAGCUCCUCUUUAGACACGACCUGACGAAAAACUGGGGGAAACACUGUCACUCCUGUGUCUACUGCCACUGUGUCUCAAAGAAGCUGGUGACGGCCCAGUACGGAGGCUCGACGGAGGAGUUCUGCUCUGAGGAGUGCAGGUCCAAGUACACCAUGCUCUUCUGCCACGUUGCCAAGUGCGACACCUGCGGUCGCAAAGGGAAACUGAAGCAGAGCCUUCCCAUGCUGGGGGAGGUCAAACACUUCUGUGAUCUGAGUUGUCUGCUACAGUUCUGCAGUGAUAAGGUGGUCACGCAGGGCGAGCUCUUUAAAGGUACGGGUGAGGCCACACCUGUCAUCGCCAACGUCAUCUCACUUGCUGGCCCUCCAGCGGGAGAAUCCAACGCCUCAGACAGAACGGCCCAGCAAAGCACAGCCUCUAACUUCAAAUCAAAGAGCUCUGGACAUAUCAGUAUUCAGACUGAAAGAGUGAAACCUCAUCCUCCUUCUGGCCCGAAAAUCCUGAAGAACAAGGCUCUUCUCUGUAGACCACUGGUGCAGAACAAAGGGGUCUCCUGUAAAACACAGACAGCUGAUGUCGAAGCACAGACAGACGACAUCUUCCCUAAAAUCAUGGUCGUGCCUGUCCCGGUGCCGGUUUAUGUUCCCGUACCCAUGAACAUGUACAGCCAAUGUACCCCCAAACCUGUGGGCCUGCCACUACCGCUGCCUGUGCCCAUGUUCCUUCCUGUGACAAUGGACAGCGCUGAACGCAUCGUCGAGACCAUCCAGGAGAUCAAGGAAAAGAUCCCGUCCGAUCCUUUCGAGGCCGAGCUCAUCCUCAUGGCCGAGAUGGUGGCAGAGCAAGAUGAGAAGAACAACAAACAGGAGAGACCAAAGGAGAAAGUGGCGGAGAAGGAGACGGAGAGACACGACGCACCUGCCCAAGAUGACCACGCCAGUAACUACAGUGACGACCUGGAUACGGACGACUUGGCCAGUUUCCUCAACAACUGGGAGGACGCCUCCUCUGACACAGGCCUCAGGUCGCCGGGUCGAUCGUACACCCAUGAGAAGCUCAACCCCAUUCUGGAUGUUCCUGUGGGCAUGCCCAGUGAACCUUACUCUGAGCCCCCACCUCCAGCUCCGCCUCCCAUGGACGUCGAAGCUGACUUUACUGUUGAAACUCUAGAGAGGAUGGACCGGCUGAGAGAGCAGUUCCGGCAACCCCCGAGCCCUCCGCCUGCCGCUUCACGGCGACGACAAGCUCACAGGAAAGCCCGAGAAAAGAAGGGUCGUAAGUCGCCGCGGUCAUCUAAGGCAGCUGAAGCAACGUCUCAGAAAGGCUCCUCCUACAAGGCCACGGCCGUAGAAGCCCCAAAACUUAAGAGUCAAUAUGGAGUUGACGCCUGGAAGAGAUGGAUCCAGUGGAGGCAAACUCAGCCCAACCUGGAGAAACCACGCUUCGGAUCACGUCCCAUGGAGUUAAAGGAGGACGUCCUUCAAUGCACCACAGCUGAGCUGAGCUACGGCCUCUGCUGCUUCAUCACUGAGGUGAAACGACCAAAUGGAGAGCCAUACUCCCCCGACAGCCUGUUCUACCUCUGCCUCGGCAUCCAACAGUACCUGUUCGAGAACGGUCGCGUGGAGAACAUAUUCAUGGAUCGCUUCUACAACAAGUUCUCCACUGAGUUCACCAAUAUGCUGAGAGGCUUCAAACCCUCAAUCACAGCUAGCGGUUACAUCCAUUCCCGUGUGGAGGAGGAGUUUCUCUGGGACUGUAAACAGCUGGGGGCGUACUCCCCCAUCGUCCUCCUCAACACUCUGCUCUUCUUCUGCUGCAAGUACUUCGGCUUCACCACGGUGGAGCAGCACCGCCAGCUGUCCUUCGCCCACGUCAUGCGCUGCACCAAAACCAACCCGAACAACACCAAGACCACCUUCCUGCGCUUCUACCCACCCAUAUCCAUAAAUGAAGCCGAGCCAGAUCCAGAGGUUCCAGCCAAGAAGCGCAAGGAGGAGGAGAGUAAAGAGGAUAUCCUGGAGAUGAUGGAGAACACGGAGAACCCUCUCCGCUGUCCAGUCAGACUCUACGAGUUCUACCUCUCCAAGUGCUCGGAGUCGGUCAAGCAGCGCACCAACCUGUUCUACCUUCACCCCGAGCGCUGCUGCGUCCCCAACAGCCCUCUGUGGUUCUCCUCCACGACGCUGGAUGACAGCACCAUGGAGGCCAUGCUCAUCCGCAUUCUCACCGUAAGAGAGCUGCACCUCAGGACGAGAAAAGAGGGAGGGACUGAGCAGAAGACACCUGACGACCCAACUUUUAUACCUGACGAGGGUGAAGAUGAGGAUUCAGAGUGAUAAAGGCCAAUGAGAACAGAAGAACAGAAGUGACCUUUCUUUGGUGUUGCAGCUUGUGGUGUAAAUGGUUGUAGGUUAACUGAAAGGUUCAUUUAAACACGGCCCAAUAAACAUAAAUGGACGGCAUAAAUCUCUCACAUACAUAAUAACUACAAUGUGCUGAACUACAGAGAAUGCAUACUUCCUAAACGUCAUGUUGAUCAGGAUUUUAUAGAAGAUCUUCAAACACACAGUGUUUGUAUAGCUGGGACUUGGAAACUGAGAUGCAAGACUCAGCUCAGCAUUCAGACUGUUUACUACUGCUCAGCAGGACACAUAGCUGAACUUCUUUGUGUCUGCUUAAUGGUUGCUUCUCAUGGAUAAUGCUACUUGUGUUUCCUUCCAUGUGCUAUGAUUUCUUAAAUUCCUGUGCAAUUUGGACAUAAGUUGUUUUUGUAAGACAAGCCUUUCUUUUUGGAGGGAUGGAGGGCUACAAUAAAAGAGCCUGAGAGCUACGAUGAAAAACAGUUUUGAUUUUUGUUGGUGUGAGUAAUAAACGUCAAUUCCAGAAGACAAACUUAAAGCAUCUCUCUGAUGUAGAUGUAAUGUAGUGUUUUCUAUGUUUUCCUGUUACCUCAUUUAUAUAAGUGGACAAAUUUUGAUCACCAGUGUCCAAUUGAUGGGAUUAAACAUAUGCUAGGAAUUGAUUUGAAUACAUUUAAGAAAACCAUGUCUAUAAAUGUAACGCACAUCUCUUUUUAAAGAAGCUGAAGACUCUCAUUCCAUUUGGAAAAAAAUGCACAAUUUUACCCCUUUUGUUGACUUAACAGUAAAAUUAACAGAAUAGUCUGAGUAUCUAGUUCAUUUUGGGCAUGCAAUUUCAUCCAAAGUGUCCUCUUAAGACAUUGACUUUUUGCAUAACCGUGACCCCCAGUAUUAUAUAAAAAUAAAGUUAAAAAAAAAAAGAUACUCUCCCUUCAUGUAUAUCUUGGUUAUAUUAACCCCCAGUCUGAAGAGUAUGGCUGCCAAGGUUCUCUUGAGUAUU